Echinostoma caproni is the source of this 162-nucleotide messenger RNA. Lineage: Eukaryota; Metazoa; Platyhelminthes; Trematoda; Plagiorchiida; Echinostomatidae. The record is from the annotation of a GenBank genome assembly.
AUGCUCCUGUUAAUCAUGGUGGCGUUAGACUUGAGUGCUCUGGUCAAAUUUAUCACUCGUUUCACCGAAGAAUCGUUUGCCGCCUUGAUCGCGCUCAUUUUCAUCAUUGAGGCACUGAAGAAGAUGUACGCCGUGUCCAAAUACUACAAAGUGGACGUGUAA